AUGUUGGGCAAGAUCAUAUUCCUACUGUACCUCGUCACGUUCCUUGUGUUUCCAAGUUUUUCCGCUGAACCGCCCCGCAUACGCCGUCAAACAUUCUGCUUCCUCCGUGGGCUACAGGAUUGCGGGGGUCCUCGCCGGGAAUGUCUUGGUGAGGCUUGUGGGAUUCACGGCUGUCCUGGUCGAGGCGCCUGCCUGUGCUCCGAAACGGGCCAUUGGUACUGCAGCGGGCCCCGCAUCGGCCGCCAAGCGGACAGCAUCGAG
Messenger RNA from Mesorhabditis spiculigera, 261 nucleotides. Lineage: Eukaryota; Metazoa; Nematoda; Chromadorea; Rhabditida; Rhabditidae. The record is from the annotation of a GenBank genome assembly.